AUGGGAACUAAAUUGAGUAUUGACAAACAUGUUUCAAAUUUAGAAGACAUUUUAGAAUUAAAUAUUAAAUUAAUAGAGAAGGUUAAAUUCGAUAACAACAUUUCGAACUCUAUAACCUAGCACUUGAAAGUAUAAUUAUUUCAAAAAUGACAGAUUUGGAAAUUUUAUGAAGACAAACUCUAUAUUAAGAAGGUAAAGUCUGAACCAAUAAAUCUAAACUAAAUAUAGACAAAUGGAUUUAAUUUUCUAUCAAAUGAAUGUUAUUUAGUAAUGUUAGUUUACAAAAAAGCUCAUGAAGGUAAAGUGUUAUAAUUAAGACAUAGAGUUUAAUCAAUUUACGAACUUUCCUCAUUAAAUGUGGGGACUAGUAGAAUCUUAUUCAAAUUUAACUCCAAGAGGAUUAGAAAGUCCAGUAGUAGCAUCUGAAAGCUACCUUGAAUCUUUUUUAUUACCCUAAAGACAACUGAACCCAUCAACUUCUAACAUUUUUGAGUAUAUGAUAUUUGUUUGGAAUGGAAAAACAGCAAAUCCUUUAAUAAAAGCAUAGGCAUUGUCUAAUGCAUUUGAAUUAGAAAAUUUAUUAAACAAAGGAAGAGAUCCUUUAUUAGAGAUCCUUUUUAAUGGAUGUGCAAUUAAAAAUAAGAAUUUAUCAAAGGGUUCAAUUUUAACAUUUUAAAGCACAUCUUAAACAUAAACCCCAAAUAUAAUAAGUUAAAAUUAAAUACGAUAAACAAUAUACUUAUUCAAUUUUUUGUUUCCAAUUCCUGAAAAAAAGUAAGAUUUCUCAAAAUUAGCUAAUUUUAUAGCAAAAAAGUAAGAGAUACCUUAAAAUUAUGCCUAAUAAUUUAUUUAAAUGGAUUUGCCUCAAUAAAUCUCAACAAAUUUAUAAGACUCAUCAUAGAAAUUAUUACUUAUUAAUGAAGCAUAACCUAGGGAUUAUAAUUAAAUAAAACCUAGAUUUAAUUCAAAUGAGAUUCAAGAAUCCAUUUCUCCUUCUAUAUAAAAUUCUAAUACACAUUAAAAUAUAUAUAAUAAAGGAGAUGAGAAUAAUAGUAAUUCUUAAUUAAUUAACAAUUAAAUCAAUUUACCUAGUUAAUUAAGAAAUAAAGUUCCUACUUUAAAUAUACCAAAAUUAGAUUUAAAUUGCAAGACAAACUCUUAAGAAAUAAGUGUAGGAGUACCUUUGAUUGAAGUAAUAGAGAAUUCAGAAAAUGAAAAAGCUAUACCCAUGAAAUUGCAUCUAGAUAAUUUAAAAUUUCAAAGAGAUAACACAACAUAUAAGGAUAUUGAAUAAGAAGAGUCAAAUGGAUUUAACUUUGAUAUAAGAGAUACAGAUAGGAAGAAAUUAAAAAUAUAAUACUUUUCUGAAUAAUGUUCUUCAGUUAUUCCAGAGUUUUUGUAUGUAGGAGGAGAGCAAAUUGCUUAUAAUAAAGAAAUAUUGAAAUAGAUAGGAGUCACACAUGUAAUUAAUUGUGCAGGUGAUGUUUGUAAGAAUAAAUUUCCUAAUGAUUUUUCAUAUUAAACAUACUAUCUAAAAGAUUCUAAAACUGAGAAUAUAGAAUGUAUAUUCUAUGAAGCAAUAUCUAUAAUUGAAGACGCAAAGAAAAAUAAUGGAAAGGUGUUAAUUCAUUGUGUUUAAGGAGUUUCGAGAUCUGUAUCCUUAUGUAUAGCUUAUCUAAUAAUAUCAUAAUAAAUUACAUAUUCCUAAGCAUUUGAUAUAAUAAAAAAAAAUAGAGGAGUGGCAUCACCAAAUAUGGGAUUUACAGUCUAAUUAUUAUUAUUUUAAAAAAGAUUAUUAGCUUAGUAUGAUAGCAUACCAAUAUCUCCAAGGGUUUUUGCAGUUGGAAGAGGUGUAUGUGGACAUGAAAGUAUUGUUUGUAGAAUGGUGAUGGAAUAACUAUUUUCAGGAAAGAUGUUAAAGACAUUCGAUAGUAGAGGAGUAUUUUUGAUAUAAUCAGAACAUGAGAUAUUUGUAUGGGUAGGUCCUGAAUGUAAGGAAUAAGAAAAGUAAGAUAUUCAUUAUAUCUAGAUUUAUUUAAUUUGCUUUAGAUUAUUCAAAUUACUUAAAAUAAUAUGAAAAAGCACCUUAAGUUCAACCUAUAUUGAUCAAGGCUAAUGAUGAAGCAUAAGUAUUUUGGAAUUUAUGGGGGAUUAUUGGAAAGCCAGAGUCUGUUUGUAAAUAAAUUAGAGAAUGGGAUGAAUGGUAUAAUGAAGUAUAAGAAGAUGAAUUUAAAAGAGAAAAAGAAGAAAAUUAAUUAUUAUAUAGUUCUGAUAGAAAUGAUAGAACUGAAGAAGUUUAAAUUGAAAAGAAAGUAUUUUAUCUAUAUCCUAAUUCUAAUGAAUACUUAUAAAUUUUUGAUUUAGAAGACUUGGAUUAAUCUUAAUUAAUUAUUCUAAUAAAGGAAAUUAAUAAUUAAACUUUAUAAAUAUUUGUAUGGAGAGGAUAAGAAUGGAUUGGAAAUGAUAAUGUAUAAAUUUGUUGUUAUUUUAGGAAGAACAAAUCUUUGUGCAUGAAAUUAUAAACAAAAACUAUUCAUUUAUUAGUGAGACUAAUAUAUAUGUCUUCUAAGAAGUAAAUUACUUUUAUUAAUAUUAAAGGAGCCAAAUGAAGAAAGUGAUGUAUUUCUUGAUUGUUUUUCAUGA
Paramecium pentaurelia is the source of this 2643-nucleotide messenger RNA. Lineage: Eukaryota; Ciliophora; Oligohymenophorea; Peniculida; Parameciidae. The record is from the annotation of a GenBank genome assembly.